UUGUGAGUGUGGGUUUUCCCCGCCUGUUGCUUUCAGUUCCUUCUGUCUCUUAUCAGGCAUAAAGCUAGAAUCUCACUGAAUUCUGUCAUUAAAAGCCUAAUUGUGAAACAGCUUGCGACUCUUGACCUGAAAUAAGGUGUGUAUUUGUGUGAAGAUGUCGGACCCCGAGACCCAAAACCAGCCUCUCCUGGCCAACCAGCAGGCAGCCAUCAAUGCACAGGGUGGCCGCACAUCCCGGGCCUAUAAGGUGGCAGGGUUAACCCUGUUAGCCUGUGUCCUGAUUGUGGGCCAGGCGAUGAUUGCCUACUUCCUCCUCAGCCAGAGGGGUGAAAUCAAGUCUCUGAAGGACCAAAGCAACAACCUGCAGUCACAGAUGACAAAUGGAAGAUCUGUUUCUGUCCCCGUGCGGAUGCACUUGCCCAUGAAUGCCUUGUCUGAGCAAAUGGAUGUGGACGAGGAGGCUUCUACUGGAGUCCCAGAAAAAAAUGUCCCUCCGCAGGCCACUAACUGCCAGCUGGAGGCAGCUGGUUUGAAGAAUGUGCAGGUCCCAGAUUUCCGCCCCACCUGUGAUGAGCGUGGCCUCUACCAGGCCCAGCAGUGUUUUAAAGACCACUGCUGGUGUGUGAACCCAGCCAGCGGGCUAGCGGUCCCUGGAUCCCUGACGAAAGGACAGGCCAGUUGCGGUGGACCUGUCCUCACUGGCCGCAUGGGCAAACUGUUGACUGUGCCUGAUGCACUCGUCUGAAACUGUGGCAUUUUAAGUUGAGGAAAUCUUCUCCAGAGAUGGGCAACAGAAGAACAUCUUCAUCUAAACGUCUAAUCACCAUCAUAUUUGUAGUAUUUGAUAAUCUGAUGGGGUUACAUAUACUGCUAAUAAAUUCACAAAUUAUAUAAUUAUCUGCUUGCUAUCAUCUUAUCAGUUUAUUGCAACUCAUCUGCAUCUUUAAUCUGCGCACUGAUAACUAUUUCCUAUUGAUGACAACUCCAUAAAAAAACUGUAUCUCUCAAAGUUAAGGAUUUUAAAAUAGAUUUUUUUCACGUCAGUUUGAUUUAAAAAAAACAUUUUCCAUGUUGGGAAGAUUGUAAAGAGCAGUAAUUUUUUAUUUUAAUAUAUAUUUUGAAUAUUUAGAUUAACUGAGUGGUCACUUGAAUCUGUAGCCAAAGUUACACAUAUAGGUGCAAUCAGAAACUAGGAUUUCUUCACUUUUGAGACAGCUGUAAACUGUAUGUCUACCAAUUAUUUUAAAACCCAAUUAAAACUCUUAAAGACA
Messenger RNA from Etheostoma cragini (Arkansas darter), 1271 nucleotides. RefSeq names its product insulin-like growth factor-binding protein 2. Bases 155 to 745 code for a protein of 196 amino acids. Gene Ontology annotation, biological process: antigen processing and presentation; immune response; intracellular protein transport. Lineage: Eukaryota; Metazoa; Chordata; Actinopteri; Perciformes; Percidae. The record is from RefSeq and is a predicted model, not a curated record. Gene Ontology annotation, molecular function: macrophage migration inhibitory factor binding; MHC class II protein binding. The transcript is spliced from 8 exons. Gene Ontology annotation, cellular component: membrane.